AUGUACUCAACCUGCGUUCACUCCAUGGACAUAUUCGCAAUCCAUGUUCGCGAGGUCUCAACUCAAAUUCCCGCACGAGUGACAACCAUGGGAUGUCCCCCACUCACCUUGUAUGUUGACGAUGUCUUCCCACCGUCUUUCGACUGGGUUUCCUAUUUCAAUAGCCAAAUCCCAACACCUGCUCCCCCGAUGUUGCCUAUUGCGGUAUCGUGCAACUUUCUUGGCCUACGCAAGCGCGGUGUCAGGACGUAUGGAACCCUUGUGCUCAUCCAUACCGGGCGCGACAACUUCUUUGUAUCCCCAGUUACUUUGAAGAGGACUAGCAAAGGCCCCUUCUGCGCCUUUCGAACACGAUACAGUUACCUCCUGUGUUACCCAAACGGUUCUAUUGCCAACAACUGCAAGUCGCAAGUCCGGUCAAGCCGCGCCGGCAUCGAUCUAAACCGGAAGGAGAUCCCAAGCCACGACUGA
This is a messenger RNA of Parastagonospora nodorum SN15, 471 nucleotides long. RefSeq lists its product as hypothetical. The coding region runs from base 1 to 471 and encodes 156 amino acids. The record is from RefSeq and is a predicted model, not a curated record. The transcript has a single exon. Lineage: Eukaryota; Fungi; Ascomycota; Dothideomycetes; Pleosporales; Phaeosphaeriaceae.